AUGGGAUUCGCCAAGCUAGGUAGCUACCCCAGGCUGCUCGUGGCCGCUGAUCCGUCGCGCCUGGAGCUGGGGACGCUUUUUGUUGGUCUGGCAUCCUCAAUUGCUUCCGGUGUCCCCUUCCCCAUCAUCGGUAUUAUCUUCGGUCAAUUGCUCGAUGACUUCAACUCCGUCACAUGUAGCGAGUCCUCUGGCGGGGGCUCCGACUCCGACGAACAAGGUGGCAUUAACAGCAAGAUUCUCCUGAUUGUGUAUCUGGGAAUUGCCCAAUUCGUCCUGAUCUACAUUCACUUGCUGUGCUGGACUAUGACGGGCGCCCGUCUCGCGCAGCGCCUGCGCGAAAAGUAUCUCAAGAACUUGCUUCGUCAAGAACCAUCGUUCUUUGACAAUUUGCCCGCGGGUGAGGUUGCCUCUCGUUUGAAUACCGAUAUUCAGACCAUUCGCUCUGGUACUGCCGAGAAGGUCGGAAUCUGUAUUUCCAGUUUCUCCUUCUUCGUCACUGCAUACAUUGUCGCGUUUAUCAAGGAUUAUAUUCUGGCUGCGAUGUUGAUUUCGCUCAUUCCUGCGUACUUCUUGAUGUCGUUCGUCGGAAGUCAUUAUAUUGAGAAAUACACCGGGCGCAUGUCUGACUUUGCGGCCUCCGCCGCAUCUAUCGCCUCCGAGGCGCUCAACAACAUUGUUGUUGUACAGGCCUUCGGCGCAAACAGUCGCUUGGAAGAGAAGUUUUCCAAGGCCUUGAAGGACUCUGAAACCGAGGGCCUGAAGAAGGCCACCGCUACCGGUAUCCAAGCUGGUGUCUUGUACUUCAUCGCGUACGGUGCCAACGGUCUCGCGUUCUGGCAGGGAAGUAGACGUAUCGCAGAUGCUGUGCGUUCCGGUACUGCCGGAGCUACUGUUGGAUCUACCUUCACUGUCAUCUUCGUUUUGGUUGAGGCCACUCUGCUUCUGAGUCAAGUCGCACCCUUCAUCCACCUGUUCACACAGGCUGUUGCUUCUUACCACAAGCUGCGCGAUGAUAUUGAUCGCCCAUCGUUGAUCGAUGGAUCCUCCACCGAGGGUAUCCGCCUUUCUCAGGCAGAGGGCGGAUUCGAAUUCCGAGAUGUCUCUUUCAUCUACCCUUCCCGCCCCGAGAUCACCGUCCUCAAUGGUAUCAACCUUUCCAUCGCCCCGAAGAAGCACACUGCUAUCGUCGGUCUCUCUGGAAGUGGAAAGUCCACCAUCGCCGGUCUCGUUACCCGUCUCUAUGAUGCCACCGAGGGUGAAAUUACCUUCGAUGGACAGAAGCUCACCGAGUUGAACACCCGUGACCUGAGAGGUUUCUUGAGUCUUGUGCAGCAAGAACCUUCUCUUCUUGACCGAUCUCUUUUGGAAAACAUCGCCCACGGUUUGAUGAACUCAAGCAACCCGGCUCAUGCCCACCUCAAGCCCAUUCUCCUUGGUACUUCUCUCGAUGACCUCGCCACCGAGGUGAGGGAGGGUCAAGAUCUCAAUGCCGCCGCAGAGAAGCGCGGUGCCGAGGUCGUCGAAAUUGUCGAACUGGUCCGCAAGGCUGCCGGUCUCGCUGAUGCUGACGGCUUCAUCGAGGCCCUGCAAUACGGAUAUGCUACCAUGGUUGGCUCGAGCGGUCGUUUGAUCAGUGGUGGUCAAAAGCAGCGUGUCUCUCUUGCCCGAGCUCUUGUUAAGGACCCCGCUGUUUUGAUUCUGGAUGAAGCUACUGCUGCUUUGGAUUCACGCAGUGAGCAGCGCAUCCAGCGAGCUAUCAACAACAUCUCCACCGGCCGAACUGUUAUUACUAUUGCUCACCGUCUGUCUACCAUUACCAACGCGGACAAGAUUGUUUGCAUGCACAAGGGUGACAUUUUAGAAGAGGGAACACACUCCGAACUGAUGGCCCAGAAUGGACCUUACUCCGACCUCGUCAAGCUGCAGACUCUGGGAGCUGCGUCUGGCUCUGCUAAGAACGAUACCACUGUGAGCAUCGAGAGUGUCAGCAAGUCUGAUGCUACAUCUAUCACCGAUGUCGACAACGAGAAGGGCAGCGUGUCAAACGAUGCUGAGCCCACCAAAGAAGCCGGUGUUUCCACCACCGAGGCUCCUGCCGGUGAUUCCGCCGAGGAAGAGGAAGAAGAGCCCGAGACCCCACCCAAGACCCUUUGGGCCCUGUGCAAGGGGUACGCGCCGGCUCUCAGACCUUACCUGCUUGUCAUCUUCGCUGCGCUUUUCGGUGCCAGCAUGGUUGGUGGUGCCUUCUCCGGCGAGGCCGUCAUUUUCGGAAACACCGUCGGAAGCUUGAACCCCUGCCACGGUGCAGCUGAAAUCAUGAACCGGGGUAACUUCUAUGGUCUGAUGUUCUUUGUGCUUGCAAUCAUCGAGUUCUUCGCCAACAUCGUCAGCUGGGGAGGUUUCGGCUUCGUCGCUGAGAAGAUCGUCUACAAAGUCCGUGUCUUGUCUUUCCGCUCCUUGUUCGAGCAGGAUCUGCAGUGGCAUCAAUCUGCGGGCCGUUCUCCCGCUCUCCUCCUGUCUUACAUUACUCGCGAUGGUAAUGCCCUCGCUGGCCUGAGUGGCUCUGUCGUCGGUACCCUGUUCUCCAUCACUGUCAACUUGAUCGCCGCCAUCAUCCUGACUCAUAUCAUUGCGUGGAGAAUCGCGCUGGUCUGUCUCGCCCUGGUUCCUCUUCUGCUCGGAGCGGGUCUCAUGGAGCUGAUGGUCCUUGGCAAAUUUGAGGACCGCCACGAGAACGCCUACACUAAGUCGGUCGACAUCGGCGUGGAAGCAGUCACUUCCAUCAAAACAAUUGCCUCGCUCUCCCUCGAGGAGAACACUCUCCAGACCUACCGCCGCUCUCUCAAGGGACCUCGCAAGGAGACCCUCAAGGUCACUUUGCAGGCGAGUUUGUGGCAAGCCAUGACCUACUUCUUGGGUAACAUGGUCAAUGCCCUUGCCUACUGGUGGGGUUCCAAGCAGAUCAUCAACGGAAACUACACCCAAACACAGUUCCUUAUUGUCGUUUUCUCCCUGCUGGUCAGUGCCUUGCUUUGGAGUCAGAUGUUUGCUCUGGCGCCCGAGCUUUCUGCUGCACGAUCAGCAGCCGCCAGAAUUCUUGGCCUUAUCGAGAUCGGUAAGGACAAGAUGAACGGCAAAGUCAAGGCCAUCAAGGGCAAGGACGUCGAGGCAAUCGAAGAGAAGCCCACAUACGACUCCGGCAACAAGGCCUCGAGCGUUCAGCUCCGUGAUGUCCACUUCUGCUACCCUGCCCGCCCAGACAUGAAGGUCUUGAAGGGAUUGAACGUCGACAUCAAGCCCGGCAAGUUCUGUGCUCUGGUCGGUCCCAGCGGUGCUGGAAAGUCGACUAUCAUCUCCCUCGUGGAGCGUCUCUACACCCCUGAGUCCGGAUCCAUCAUCAUCGAUGGCGUCGACGUGACAAAGACCACAGACGUGUCCUUCCGCGACUGGGUCUCCCUCGUGCCACAAGAAAGUGUCCUCUUCGAAGGCAGCAUCGAGUUCAACGUCGGCCUCGGUGCCCGACCCGGACACGACGUCACCAUCGAAGAAAUCCAAGAUGCCUGCAAGCUUGCCAACAUCCACGAUGUCAUCAUGGCCCUGCCGGAUGGCUACCAGACUCUUUGCGGUCCUAGCGGUAACCAGUUCUCCGGAGGCCAGAAGCAGCGACUUUCCAUUGCGCGUGCGCUUGUUCGCAAGCCUAAGCUUUUGAUCCUGGAUGAGUCUACCAGUGCCUUGGAUGCGGAGUCUGAGAAGCUCUUGCAGGAUGGUUUGGAGAAGGCUGCUCGUGGAAUCACGGUUAUUGCCAUUGCUCAUCGUCUCCACACUAUUCGGAAGGCAGAUGUUAUCUUCUUGAUCGAUGGUGGUGUCUGCACUGACUCUGGAUCGCAUGAUGAGCUCCUGGAGCGCUCGGACAGCUACAGGGCUAAUGUCAUGCACCAGACUGUGGCCACUUAA
Molecule: messenger RNA, 3954 nt
Organism: Penicillium olsonii
Lineage: Eukaryota; Fungi; Ascomycota; Eurotiomycetes; Eurotiales; Aspergillaceae
Source: the annotation of a GenBank genome assembly